Molecule: messenger RNA, 4020 nt
Organism: Penicillium vulpinum
Lineage: Eukaryota; Fungi; Ascomycota; Eurotiomycetes; Eurotiales; Aspergillaceae
Product: putative sensor histidine kinase/response regulator
Exons: 3
Coding region: 1-4020 (1339 amino acids)
Biological process (GO): phosphorylation; phosphorelay signal transduction system
Molecular function (GO): phosphorelay sensor kinase activity
Source: RefSeq, a predicted model, not a curated record
AUGUCAUCGCCAGAGCCAGCGCAAGAUGGACCACCGAAGUUCAAGCUAGCACAGGAAAGGGAACUAUACAAAUAUCUUAAACUCAACGAAGUUUUUCAAUCUGGUCCGAACGUUCUCGCAACACCUGAGAAUUCACAAGAUCAAUAUCCUGCCUAUGUCCCUCGAUCAUCACCAGAUACCGCUUUGACAGCCUUUGCCCAGCUAGGAGUUUUGAGAUUGAAGGCUCAACGUGCCUUGAUUUCGCUCUUCGGUCGGAACCAACAGUAUGUCCUUGCAGAGGCCACUCGAACACUCAGUCUUCAAGAUCAUACAGUGGAGAAUGAUCGCGAUGCGUUAUGGUUAGGUUGCUGCGUUGUCCCCAAAGAGGAUGGGAUAUGUCAACAAGUCGCCUCCCUACCGCAAAUCAAAACAGAGGAUGAAAAACAUGCGAUCAAGGGGGGUAUAUUCGUGGUACCUGAUUUGUGUGAGGACGAUCGGUUUAACCAAUUGAAGAUGGUCACUGGCGCUCCGAAAGCAAGGUUCUACGCAGGUGCCCCCAUCAUUAGUUCCAAAGGGAUCACAAUCGGAUCCUACUGCAUUAUCGAUGACGAGCCACGAUCCGGACUGGACGCGCCGUUGGUAAAGUUCCUGCAAAAUAUGGCAUCGACUGUUAUGACUCACUUGGACAUGGCUCGAUGCAAAGCGGAGCAUCAUCGUGCAGAGAGAAUGAUUGUGGGGUUUGGAAGUUUUGUGGAAGGUAGGACGACGCUCCGCAAGGAGUGGGUCCAAGAAAUUGGACUACGCCUGAAUGAACAGGAGCAUGAAGAAGGUCACCUAAAUAUACUACAGCAAAAUGCACAAAUCAAAUCUGGUCUGCUCACCACUGUCCACACUCGCCCAUCCUCCUCACCGCUACAGUCACAAGCAUCUCCACGAAAUCGCCCGGAGCAAUUCAUAUCCUCCGACUUGUCUAGUGUACCAUCACCGAGCCUCUCCCCAGGACCAUGCUCCUCGUCGUCAACGACCCAGUCCGACAAGGGCUCAGACGCCAGUAUCGACCAGAUAUCAAGGCUCAACAAAAUUGAGUCGCAAACCAGUUUUUCCGUCCGAAGCACGGCGUCGACCGAAAAUCUACAGGAUGACAUGCUGUCCAUCGGGGUUCGACAAGUCUUCUCGCGAGCAGCUAACAUCAUCCGGGAGUCGAUAGAAGUCGAAGGCGUCGCUUUCUUCGACGCGAGCAUUGGGUCUUAUGGUGGCCUCGUUAGCGAUACGAAACGAAAGGGGCCAGGCUCGGAUAGCGGUACUUUGGAAAGCUCCAUGGGCAGCAGCGACGAUAGCACCGGAUCUGAUUCUCAGAAAAACUCUACCGCAUCAGCUGGGAAGGACACUAUUCCAGAGAAUUCUACCCCAGAGAAUACGACCGUAUGUGAAAUCCUAGGCUUUUCGACUUCGACUACAUCCAGUAUCAACGAUGAAUCAAAAGGAAGACUUGCCCUCCGGGAAGUAUUGUUGAAAACGCUUCUGCGGCGUUACCCACAUGGCAAGAUUUUCAAUUUCAGCGAAGAGGGAUCGAUGUCCUCAGAUGAAAGUAGCGAUGCACCCUGCAAGAGCUCGUUGGACCGUGGUGGUUCAGACCCUAACGCCGACCUUAUUGGUAGAAGAGAAAGGGGAAGCCGGAAAAAGACGCGUAGUGUCAUGCUCAAAGAAGACGGAAAUAUUCUUAUUCGCCUCUUCCCGGGAGCUCGCAGCAUCGCUCUCCUGCCAAUUUGGGAUUCCCAUCGAGCUCGAUGGUUCUCUGGCGCUCUGGUAUGGACAAACACACCGAGGCGCGUCUUCACGUCUGAGACUGAGCUCACGUAUCUGUCGGCUUUCGGAAAUAGUAUUAUGGCGGAGGUGCAUCGUCUAGAUGUCGAGAUGUCGGAGAAGGCGAAAACAAAUCUGGUCAGCAGCAUCUCGCACGAAUUACGAAGUCCUCUCCAUGGUAUUCUUGGCACCUCAGAAAUACUUCGGGAUACGGCGAUGAACGCACUUCAGCACGGAUUGGUACACACCAUUGAAUCUUGUGGGCGAACGUUGUUGGAUACGAUCAACCAUUUGCUGGAUUUUUCGAAAAUAAACAAUUUCCGGAAGGAAGGCAACAAAGCUAUCCAUAAACGGAAAAGCCCUUCAAGACGACACAAAAACACAGACCCAUCACCUCAUAGUAAGCCUUCACGGCGGACACGACAUACCGGGAUGAUUAGCCUGAAGUCUGAUAUUCAACUGGAUGCCGUUCUGGAAGAGGUAAUGGAAAGUGUUUUUGCAGGAUACAGUUUUUACCACAGCCCACAAAGAUCAAUGGUGAUCGACCGCCCGAACCACAUGGCACUCGACCUAUUGGGGCCCUCCCAGCAAGCGAGUGAGGUUAGCAUCAUUCUGGAUAUCGAUGAAGCUACGGAAUGGAGAUUCUCCACCCAAAUAGGCGCCUGGCGCCGCAUUAUGAUGAACAUUUUUGGUAACGCCCUGAAGUACACCAAGAGUGGCUUUAUCUUAGUAAAGUUAACAGCAUCGCCUGUCACUCCUGUCAAAGAUGCCUUUCCCGGAGGACCUUGUGACUUUAAGGUGACUCUCACGGUCAAGGACACGGGCAUCGGGAUGAGCAUGGAGUAUCUGCAGAAUAGCUUGUUUACUCCAUUCACACAAGAAGACUCGCUUGCCCCUGGAAACGGACUAGGGUUUAGCAUUGUUCAUCAUGCGGUUUUAUCCAUGGGUGGUCACAUCGAAGUCAGUUCACUCCGGGGCCGUGGUACUGAAGUUUCGAUUGAGGUGAUUCUCACCCACGUACCCACUCAAAUUACCAACCCCAGUCCCACCGAAUCCGAGCCCCUUUUGAAAAUGAGACCCAUUACACGUGGCAUGAGGCUGGGACUCCUGGAGCUGGGAUCACCUGAUAUCUCCGAUCGAGAUGCAAUUCUCUGUACUUCUUUGGAGAAAUUGUGCAAGAACUGGUUCCAGAUGGAUGUCCAUAUUUUGAAUCCAUUAGAGCCUUCUUUCCCCUCGUGCGAUUUUUACGUUGCUGUGCAGACAGACACCGAAUCAGUGAACACUUGGGAAUCGUGGUUGUCGAAAACCCAGAACCAUUCCGAUGGUAAUGUCGGGAAUCGAAGAUCUCCGAUUGUGGUAAUUUGCCGGUCACCUGAGGCAGCACAUCUCAUGUUUAUUGCAGCAAGCCAAUCGAAGCACGAGACUAUUGUCGAAUUUAUCAGUCAGCCCUGUGGCCCGCGCAAGUUAGCCAAGGCUUUUAACAUUUGCAUCAAGCGACAACAAGGCCAGGAACCUCUGACUGGGGAUGACUCUAAUAUAGAUCAAUCUCAGAAGAAAGCACUCCAGUUGACAGAGUCAUCUCCAGUUUCUAGGGAAGAUAUCGAAGCACAGCGUGCAGAAGAUGAGAUAGAUUUCCAAAACCAUCAAGCAGGAAAAGAGGCGAUGGAUGAUGCAUACCGCAAGUUGGACAAAACGGAAGACUCACAGCAAGCCGAGAACACUCAUCUUCCUCGAAAUGAAAGUGACGCUGUCGCAUUACCCAUUCGUGAGGGAUUGACCAAAAUAGAACAGGAGCCGACUCUGGCAGUACUGUUGGUUGAAGACAAUGAUAUCAAUCUGCAGAUAUUGGUUGCACAUAUGAAGAAAGAAGGAUACGGCUAUACGACAGCCCGCAAUGGUUUGGAGGCGUUGAAUAUUUUCAGAGCUUAUCCCAGAAAGUUUGGAGUCAUUCUGAUGGAUAUCUCCAUGCCUAUCAUGAACGGGUUUGAAUCUACUCGGCUUAUUCGCAAGGCUGAGCGUGAAUAUCAGAGCACGCUCGAUAUUUCAGAGAAGGAAUCAUUUAGACCUGCAACUAUUGUCGCCCUGACCGGCCUUGCAAGUGCUAGUGACCGACACGAAGCUUACGGGUCAGGAAUGGACCUCUUUUUAGCAAAACCGAUCCAACGAAAAGAUUUAUUCACGGUAUUGAAUGAGAGAAACCAUGCGAGGUCAAGAAAUCCUCUCAGUAAUACGAUAUGA